Dufourea novaeangliae is the source of this 2613-nucleotide messenger RNA. RefSeq names its product golgin subfamily A member 1. Gene Ontology annotation, cellular component: Golgi apparatus. Bases 274 to 2439 code for a protein of 721 amino acids. The transcript has 8 exons. Lineage: Eukaryota; Metazoa; Arthropoda; Insecta; Hymenoptera; Halictidae. The record is from RefSeq and is a predicted model, not a curated record.
CCAGGAUAGCCAGUAUGGCAGUCGUCCGUCUUUGAUGUAUGAAUUGGAUAGUGUGUGAAACUUUCGUCGUCGUAAGUGCACCGCAUGAUUUCACGAUGACUCAAUGAGACCGAGUUAAACGGUGUAUCGUUGAAGAAUGAAUUACGGACACGCGAAUUUUUCAUUCCCUAAUUUUUCAUAACGUUGCCCUAAUAAACGGGCACAAAGUCAGCGCAACAUCGAAGUUGACAGGUGGUAGUUGUCAAUCCCUGUUCUCUUGGAGGUUAUUGCACUAUGUUCGCGACGCUAAAAAAUAAAAUACGAGAGGAAAUCGGGAACGAUGUGUCAACAGUUGUUAGAAAUGCCGGUAACGUGCGCGGCAUUAAUUCGAGGCAUAUGUCUCAGGCGGGAUCUACAUGUGGUAUUAGUGGAUCUCAAAUUUCAUUAGACGGCUCACGAGAAGAAAAUGCAGCAUCACCUUCUCCACCAAUUUCUUUGAAAAGGGAUAGUACUUUUGACCUUAAAUUAAGUGACGGCAUGCAACUUUCUGCAAAAGACAUUAAGAAAUUUGAGAGUAGAGAAGAGGAAUGGCGGAAAAGGUUAGUCAAGAAAGAGACAGAGAUGUUGAAAUGGAUGGAAAAGGAGGAAAAAGAAUGGAAAGUGAAGCUGUUAGAGAAAGAAAAGGAAUGGAAGAAAAUAGUUGAGAAACAAGAAAAAGAAAAAAUUAAAUUAGAAGAAGAAUUACAAAAUGUAGAACGCACAAAACAUUCAUUGGAAUUAGCAGUUAAAGAUGCAGAAGAAUAUAAAAAGAAGUUGUAUAGUUUUCAAGAAGAUGCAGAACAACUAGAAGAUUUACAAAUCCAAGAAUUAGCAAAAGUUAAACAUUUACUAUUAGUCAAGGAGCAAGAAGUGGAUGAAAAAACACAACAUUUAAAAACAACUACUGCAGAAAUUGAUAGCUUGAAGUCUGAGGUUUCUCGUCUGAGGCGAUAUGAAGAUGAACUCAAUAAUGUACAGGAUGAAAUGGAGACGCUACGACAUUCUACGCAGCGAGAAAGAACUCAGCUUUCCUGUCAGCUGGCACAAACCGAGGAAGAAGUGCGUCAUUUGAAAGAUAAAGUGUUUGUGUUAGAACAAAGAGUUGCUUUAGGAACGAACGAUCAAGUGACAGUUGAUGAAAGAAUAGCUGAUCUUAUGAGAGAAAGAGCAUUGUUAGAAAGAAAAUUAGAGGAAGCACAUCUUCAUUUAUCUGAUAUAAAAACUAGUUGGUCAGGAAAAAUAUCUAGCUUGGAGACGCAAGUAGGAAGGCUUAGCAGACAGGCUGGCGAGGAGGGUCUGGAAAGAAGACGAGUCGAAGAGGAAAGUGAAAAACUGCGACAAAGGAUCAAGCAGCUAGAAGCUGAAAUAGAGGUGAACAAUGUUGUAAUGGCAACGAAAGACGCCAAGCUUUUGCGCAUGGCAGAGGACAUCGACGAGAUGGCCACGGAACUGAAAGAGCUCCGGGCCAGCGUCGAUGAUGAGGUGGAAGAGUUUAAGCGACAAAUUGAAUGUUCGUCAAAGGAGAUCGCCCAAUUGAAGCAGGACUUUGAGGAAGCGAAAACAAAACUUUCGACAGCCACCUCUGAAGUAGCACAUCUCCGUUUGUCUUUGGAAGGAGAACGAACAAAUAAUUCUUCCUUGCAUUUAGAGGUAGCACGUUUAAGGGAAGAUCUGGAAUCUGAGCGUACAGCAUCGGCAACGCUAAGAGUAUGCCUAGAAAAAGAAAGGGGAGAAAAGGAUACUGCGUUGCUGAGAAACGCUCAAGUUUCUCAAGAUAUUGAGAUUGUAAGGCAAGAGAAUCGACGACACGAGACUGAGAAUACAGAACUUCAAAACAGGGUAGAAAGUCUAGAGCACAGUUUAGAGAGAAAAACGAAGGAAAUGGACGAAGCAAUUGCAAAACUAGAAGAAACCAAACAGCGAGUAUCAAAAUUAGAGGAGGGAGAAGAGAACCGAGAGAAAAUGGAAAGAAACGAGAAAGUUCUUAAAAGUAGCUUGAUGGAUUUAGAAGAACAGUUAAAUGAGAAAUCUAAGACAAUCAAAGUCUUGCAACAACGGUUGACAGACAUGAAGAAAACUCUUCAACGUGAAUUGAGAGUUCCAUCAUCAUCGCUGGAUAGCGAUGCCGAGCCUUCUGCAGCAAUUCUCAAACCGAGUUCAUCGAAGACUGUCACUGCCAGGCAUAACAACACAAGAGAUGAUGAUGUCAACUUCAAGUACCUUAAACAUGUUCUCAUAAAGUUCCUAACGAGUAGGGAAUAUGAGGCUCUCCAUUUAACGAGAGCGGUCGCUACUCUUCUACACUUUUCACCUGAAGAGGAACGGUUACUUCAGGAAACCUUAGAAUGGAAAAUGUCGUGGUUUGGGACCCGGCCUAAUUUAGGUUUCGGACAAACUGCUAAAGCUAUACCGCCCAGCUAAUAGCUGAAACAAUUUCCUCUUCCUAUAGAUAUCAUAAAAGUGGUUGGAGAUUCGUGGUUGAGAUCGAGAACCUGGGCCGCAUCGGUAAUUAACCAUAAAUGAUCACAAACGCGUGAAAGCUUAGGAAAGGGACAAACAAAUUUAUAUGCUAGAAAUUUCGUAAAUUUUGUAAAA